Messenger RNA from Kwoniella botswanensis, 789 nucleotides. RefSeq lists its product as uncharacterized. The record is from RefSeq and is a predicted model, not a curated record. Lineage: Eukaryota; Fungi; Basidiomycota; Tremellomycetes; Tremellales; Cryptococcaceae. Bases 1 to 789 code for a protein of 262 amino acids. The transcript is spliced from 2 exons.
AUGAAGGGUGGCAGUGCAGAUCGUGAUACCUUCACUCAGCCUACGUCUGGUCCAAGUGGGGACUCAAUCAAGUGGUCUCAUCCGAACUUAUCUGAAAAUUCCGAUGAAUACAAUCCAGAAAGACUGGAUUGCUAUGACCAUCACAGACGAUCAAAAGGUUUGAAAAAGCUUGUUGACACCUUCACCUUCACCAGACGGAAUACUCCUGAACAGAGAACUCAUACUGUGUGGUCAUUACUUCCAGGCGCUGUCAACUUAACUUACAACACCCUUCUUGGUGCUUUAUACGAUAAUGGGUCAUUCGAUGCUAUGGCGUCUGGAGGGUUGAAUCGCCAGUUCAAUGUAGCUCCCUCAAAAGAAGAAAGGAUGUAUGGUAGAUCCAUCAAUGUCAAUCCUGUUAAAUCCCGUUGGAGAUUAGAUGAUUUACAGAAAUCACAUAUCCUACAGAAUAUCAAGACUAUUGCCAACUGUCCUGCUAAUAAUGAUAGAUGGGAUCAACUCAGAUUGAAAAGAAGUGAGAUCAGAAGAGAGUUUGAUAGAUCACAUAUCACCGGAGAAUUGCAAUGUACAUUCGAUGAGAGGUCGAUCACACUUAGGUUGAUAUCUUACGAUAUGGAAGAUGAAAGUAAGAUUAGGAAUAGAAGAGAGACGAGAAUUACAUUCUUAGAUGAUAUGAGUGCAGCAAUCUAUUUCAAGAAUGAGAAUGAGAAUGAUGAAGUUCAGGUAAUUGCUCCUGGUGGGCUGGAUCCUGGUAUGCCAAUACCUCUCCCGGAAGGGAUAACUUGGUAG